AUGGGAAUCUCCUCUGCGUGCAGUCGCUGGACGCAGCUGAGAUGGCUGACGGGGAGGAUCCGAGCCCAGCACAGCGCGGCUCCCACCCUGGGGACGCCUCAGCAGAGGAACCCCCCAGCUGCGCCCACAGAUGCGGUUCCCAGGCCGUGGGGUGGGAGAGGGCUCCACGUAGCCUCCGCCAGCUCCCGGGAGGUGAUGCUGACCAGCGAACGUUACGGGGUGCAGCGGCUGCCCUUCUCCCGUGUGUCCGACACCGAUGUGGCUUUUUUUGAGCGCGUAAUGCCAGGGAGAGUUGUCACAAAUCCAGAGGAACUGAAACCAUUUAAUGUGGACUGGCUUAAAUCAGUCCGAGGCUGUAGCAAGCUGAUGUUGAAGCCACAGACGACAGCGGAGGUGUCGCAGGUUCUCAGGUACUGCUAUGAGAGGAACCUGGCAGUGAACCCGCAGGGCGGUAACACAGGCCUUGUUGGGGGCAGCGUUCCUGUCUUUGAUGAGAUCAUUCUCUCCACUGUUCUCAUGGACCAAAUCAUCAGCUUUGACAAGGUGUCUGGAAUCCUUGUGUGCCAAGCUGGCUGCAUCUUAGAGAAACUCAACGAGUACGUGGAGGAGCGGGGCUUUGUCAUGCCACUUGACUUGGGAGCCAAAGGCAGCUGUCACAUCGGCGGCAAUGUGGCCACAAAUGCUGGAGGCUUACGGCUCUUGAGAUACGGCUCUCUCCGAGGGAUGGUGCUGGGACUGGAAGUGGUGCUGGCUGAUGGCUCAGCUCUGGACUGCUUGGCGUCUCUGCGCAAAGAUAACACCGGCUAUGAUUUGAAGCAGCUUUUCAUUGGCUCUGAGGGGACGUUGGGAGUUGUCACUGCUGUUUCCAUCCUGUGUCCUCAGAAACCGAAGGCUGUGAAUCUGGCAUUCCUAGGAUGUCAGAGUUUUGCUAAGGUUCUGGAAACAUUUACAACCUGCAGAGCCAUGCUGGGAGAGAUCCUGUCUGCCUAUGAGUUCAUGGAUGAGAAGUGCAUGGAAUUGGUUGAGAGACAUCUCAAGCUGUCCAGCCCGGUGACAGGCAGCCCUUUUUAUGUUUUAAUUGAAACUUCGGGCUCCAACUCGACCCAUGAUGAAGAAAAAUUGAACAACUUCCUAGAAAAGGCCAUGACUUCUGGUUUAGUCACUGAUGGAACUGUCGCAACAGAUGAUAAGAAAAUAAAGACACUGUGGAGCCUGCGGGAGAGGAUCACAGAGGCCCUCACUCACGAUGGCUGUGUCUACAAAUACGACAUCUCACUCCCUGUGACAAAGCUGUAUGAUCUUGUGACUGACACAAGGGCUCGGCUGGGCCAAAGCGCCAAAAAUGUGGUGGGCUACGGCCACUUGGGAGACGGAAACUUGCACUUGAACAUCACAGCAGAGGCCUAUAGCCCUUCCCUGCUGGACGCCAUCGAGCCGUUUGUGUACGAGUGGACUGCAAGAUACAAUGGCAGUAUCAGUGCAGAGCACGGACUGGGCUUCAAGAAAAAGCAGUUCAUCCAGUACAGCAAACCCAGCAAGGCCGUCUGUCUAAUGCAGCGUUUCAAAGCCAUGUUAGACCCCAAGGGGAUCCUCAAUCCGUACAAGACGCUGCCCUCCAGCCCCUGA
Mesitornis unicolor (brown roatelo) is the source of this 1626-nucleotide messenger RNA. It is a transcript of the gene D2HGDH, whose product is annotated as D-2-hydroxyglutarate dehydrogenase. Gene Ontology annotation, cellular component: mitochondrion. The transcript has 9 exons. Bases 1 to 1626 code for a protein of 541 amino acids. Lineage: Eukaryota; Metazoa; Chordata; Aves; Mesitornithiformes; Mesitornithidae. The record is from RefSeq and is a predicted model, not a curated record. Gene Ontology annotation, molecular function: FAD binding; catalytic activity.